Messenger RNA from Anguilla rostrata (American eel), 6777 nucleotides. RefSeq names its product aryl hydrocarbon receptor-like. The transcript has 11 exons. The record is from RefSeq and is a predicted model, not a curated record. Gene Ontology annotation, biological process: response to xenobiotic stimulus; xenobiotic metabolic process; regulation of transcription by RNA polymerase II. Gene Ontology annotation, cellular component: aryl hydrocarbon receptor complex; nucleus. The coding region runs from base 280 to 3516 and encodes 1078 amino acids. NCBI's taxonomy places the organism in Eukaryota, Metazoa, Chordata, Actinopteri, Anguilliformes, Anguillidae. Gene Ontology annotation, molecular function: transcription cis-regulatory region binding; nuclear receptor activity; protein dimerization activity.
GUAAGAAAGUGACAGCUAAAAGAAGAAAGGAAGAAGUGAACACAAGUUCUCGUCUGUCCGCUGCUCUGGAUUUACGCUUGCAGUGACCAGGGCAAUUCUGAGAGUGUGGAUAUGACAGAUCCUCGCUAUAAGGGGAUCUGCAUGUAGCUCACUCACGGUCUUCGUGGAUUCUAUCAUAUCUGGGUUUACUGCGUACAGUUUCUCCGAAAGUCGCUUGCCAGGAAGCAAAGGCGAGCUCGGUAGACAGACCUUUUAAGACUUUUAAAAGCGAAGGUCAUCAUGUCGGGUAACGCUGGGAUCUACGCGGUUAAGAAACGGAAGAAGCCCGUUCAGAAAAUGCCCAAGCCCCCGCCCCCCGAGGGCAUCAAGUCGAACCCGUCCAAGCGGCACCGGGACCGGCUGAACGGGGAGCUGGACCGGCUGACCGGCCUGCUGCCCUUCUCGCAGGACGUGCGGUCACGGCUGGACAAGCUGUCCGUGCUGCGGCUGAGCGUCGGCUACCUGAAGGUCAAGAGCUUCUUCGGCGCGACCAUGAAGAAGGGUGGUGCGGGCUGGCCAGAGGAUCGGACGGCCAUAUUUGGGGGGAACGGGCACAGCGUGACCACGCUUGACGGCGUCUCCUUCUCUGAGGGAGACCUUCUGCUACAGGCUCUGAACGGCUUUGUCCUGGUGGUCACUGCUGAGGGAUACAUCUUCUACGCCUCUGCAACCAUACAGGACUACUUGGGCUUCCAUCAGUCUGACGUGGUCCACCAGAGCGUGUUCGAGCUCAUCCACACAGACGACCGCGCCAUGUUCAGACGCCAGCUUCACUUUGCGUUCAACCCGAAUCAGUCCAGCUCGGAGCAGGACGGCGAUGAAGAGAGCGGUAUGCAAAGUAGCAGUGACAUCACCAGCAACAUCGUGAACUACGACCCGCAGCACAUCCCACCGGAAAACUCCUCCUUCCUGGAGAGGAGCUUCUGCUGCCGGUUCCGCUGCCUGCUGGACAACUCCUCUGGCUUCCUGGCCCUGAACUUCCAGGGGCGGCUGAAGUACCUCCACGGACUGAACAAGGUCUCUGAAGACGGGAACGUGGCUCACCCACAGCUGGCCCUGUUCGUCAUUGCCAUGCCUGUCCAGCCUCCCUCCAUCCUGGAGAUCAGGGCCAAGACUCUCAUCUUCCAGACCAAGCACAAGCUGGACUUCUCUCCCAUGGGCAUCGACACCAGAGGAAAAGUGGUUCUGGGGUACACUGAACUGGAACUGUGCACCAGAGGCUCUGGAUACCAGUUCAUUCAUGCGGCCGACAUGAUGUAUUGUGCAGAAAACCACAUCAAGAUGAUAAAAACAGGUGAGAGCGGUUUCACAGUCUUUAGGUUGCUGACCAAGCCUGGGGUUUGGGUCUGGGUCCAAGCGAAUGCCAGGCUUGUGUUCAAAGGAGGAAGGCCUGAUUUCAUCAUCGCACGCCAGAGGCCCUUGACAAAUGAAGAGGGUGAGGAGCACUUACGACAGAGGAGAAUGCAACUUCCCUUCAACUUUGCCACCGGAGAAGCCGUCCUGUACGAAAACAGCCCCACUCUGGAUUUGCCCAACAUGUCGGCCAACGGCAAAGCCUCUAAUGUGAAGAACAUUCCGGGUCAGAAGGGCCUGGAUCCUAAUUCGAUCCUGGGCUGCAUGCUGCAGCAGGACAAGUCGGUCUAUGCCCAGCUCCCGGAGCCGGAUCCCCAGGCCACCCUGGACAGCGCCUUCUUGGACAGCCGCGCCCUCGUCAACAUCCCUGGCGACCCCUGGCAGCAGGAGGCCCCGAAGCCCAGCUGCGCGAUUAAAGAGGAGGCCUCCGUCAUGGCCAUGAUGGACACCCUGCAGGAGAUCAUGAGCGGCGGCUCCCUGCAGGACCUGGAAGUGGAUCCCGCGGAGCUGGAGCAGUGGGAGGACGCCCUGCUGAGGAUGAACCUCGGUGACGGCAACGCCUCGGAAGAGUUCGCCGACAUCCUCAACAACGAGGUCUUCUCCUACGUGGAGGGCAUUCUGUUCAAGGAGAAUGGCGUGGGCGGCUCCCUCGGUCCGGUCCCCGCCAACGGUUUCCCUGCCAACCCCCGCGGCAACCAGGACUCCUUCGUCGGGAUGCCGGAGAGCCUGCCCGUGAACGCGUUGCAGAACCCCAUACUGCCUGCCAGCCAGAGCUUCACCCACCCAAAUGCGCUGCUCGCUAGUUCCCAAAACCAGCCGAUUGCUGCCAAUCUCCAGGCCGACUACCUUGGUAUGGGUGGCCUAAGCCAUCAAGUAGCAGGAGAUGCAGCCAGAGGCUUCCAGCAACUCCCAUCUAUGAAUGACCCAAUGCAGGACUCCAUGGGGCUGAGCGCUGGGUCAGAUAGCAUGCCUGUACCGCCCCCAUUCCAGCAUGCGCAGCUGGGGGGCAUGUUUACCCAGUCUACAGGGCUCCCAGUCCCCACUUCCAAAACCUUUUUGAGUGAGAACAACCAGAGUCCCCAUAACACUACCUUGCCAGGGCCUCGUGCUCAGAUGCACAACCAGGUCAGCCAGCGCCUGCCUGGGUCAAAGACUCUUUUCAGUCCCAGCAGGCUGAAUGGUUUUGGCCAUUUGCCCCAGACACAGAUACAGAUGCCUGCUCAGGGCACGGCAGGGCAGGUCCAGCCCAAUCCAAUGGCCUCAUUGAAGGCCAGGCUUACUGCCCAUCAAUCAACCGUUCAGCUGCAAAAUUCUGUCAGCCAAUCAAACCACAUGGCUUCAGCACAGGAGAAUGGGUGGGUCCCCUCUAUUCCCAAUGCUAACUUUGCAGACAACCUGCUGGAAGCCUUUACCCCAAACAGUUUAGCUCCGCAAGACUUCCUCUUGGAACCUGAUCCCGGUGCUUGCCUUCAAAGACAUUUGUCGCUUCAGACUCAAAAUAAUCAAAGACUACAGUCAUGGCAGCACCAACAGCAACUUCCUGCUACAUUGCCAAAUGGCCAUCAACAUCCAUCCAGCUGCUUCAGCCAGACGCCAGAAUUCCCAAGGAACCCGCUAACGGCCAUUUUGGCUCAGAACUCUGAAAACUACAGUGCUGGCUAUGGACCUCAGAACGGUGGUGUGUAUCCUCCCCAGGCAGCGGUGGCAGAUAACACACCUCUGUCAGGCAACAGCUGCAUGUUCGAGAGCAGCUCGUCCCCGGGGAUGCAGUUCGGCGGGGUGGGGCUGGCUGGCUCUCUCUCUUCAUGCCAGAACAGAAACCUGACCCACGGCCAGAGCUACCCGCAGGCAUCCUGCUACUUCCCGAGGAACCCCGGCGAGCCCGUCAUGGGAAGCUCGGCCGGCCCCGCCUAUGCCUCCCUGUCCAGCAAGACGGCUCCAGGGUUCUCCCCGGAGAACCUGCUGGCUUCACAGCAGUACCUUUCCUACAGCGGACAGGCACAGAUGCCAAGUUGUCUGUUGGAAGAAAAUGGAUCUCCGUCCAUCCCUCUCUCUGUUCCUCCACUCACCAACGGGACCGCGUUUUACACAGAGAACAACCAGAGCAGGUGCUGUGAAUUCUAGAGGGGAGUGCUGUCUAUGAUGGAAAGGGACAUUGAGAGCCCGGAGGGGCAGCGUAGCACUUGAAAAGGAAUGUCGCGAGCCGCACGCGUGACAUCACAACCGCCUACGCAGGAAGCGCCUCUCCUCCUGCGACCGAGGCUCGACGUGCACAUGGGCCCUCAGUGCUCCUCGAACGCGGGACUACGCAGGGUCCUGCUUCGGAAACAGAUGCUCAGCCAGGGUGCUUUACAUAGGAUUCACCAAUGUGUCUUGUCUUUGAGCCAAGCUGCUGAGGAAUAUAUUUAUGGGGUUUUUUUUUUUUUUUUUGUCUUUUGUCUUUUUUUUUUGCAGUAAUUACUGUUGGUCUACAUCUCGAUUUGAGUCACACAAUUGAUUUGGUCAUCACCAAUGAGACUGUACAAUGAAGCAAAGGGGGAGAUGCACAGUAAUGCCAUCCUUUAGAGUUGCAAUUCCUCGGAAUAUGAGUGAAGCAGACUGAAAAUGUCACUGACGGGCUGUGGGAACAGCACAGACUUCACAGUAGAAUGACAUGUCUAUUAAAGUCAGUGGACUGAGGCCACUGUAGCGUAAGCACUUAAGAGGAAGGAGGUGGAGAAAAAUUACACCUGGAAAAAACAUGAAUGAAAACACAUGACAGAACACUUGGGGGGGGGGGGGGGGUUGGGGGUGGAGCUAGCAGUAUCUGAGGCUCUUCCCAGGGACUGUCUGUAAUUUAAAGGCAAGAAGACUCUGCUACUGCCACUCUUAAAAGUUUAGCAUGAGUUUCACUUUUACUUGUGAAAUAUAACGACAUAUGUUAAUCCGAAUGCUAUAACGGUUUUAUAAAGAAUGUUUAUUGACAAAAAAUAUGUAUCGUUUAUUCAUCCACCUUUGUAUUAAUUUAAACAUGCAUCUGCAUAUACUGUAAUUGCAAUAAUGAUUGUGUCAUUGAGCCAUUCAUUGUCCUUGCUGUCUGUUGUACAUAGGAUUGGGGUUCUUGCAUUCGUGUUUGGCUUGUGCUUCUAUCGGUAAAACACUCAAGAAGGAAGCGGCUUAGGUUGAAAAUGUAGCCCCCAUUUGUAGUAUAAAAGGGCGUGAUCCCUGCCUCACACGAAAAUGAAUGUUGGACAGAGGCGCACAAAUGGCUGAACCUCAUGUGUGAUUGACAGACCUUUUCUUCUGAAGUUUAUUACCGUUAAUUAUGCCAUUAACUAUGCAGAAUUAUCUAUGUGGAAUAUCUGUGCAUAAUUAACUCUUUGGAAUAACUGUGCAAAGGACCUCGUUCACAAGCUUCCUGCAAAAUAAUGACCAACCAGUGCCUUAUUGAUAUCAUUAAGAUGGAGGUUUAUACUUUGCACGUGUUUGUGUGUGCGUGUGUGUGUGUGUGUGUGUUUGAACGCAUCUAUUUUGUGAGAACUGUGUGUAUAGUGCUUUAUGUACGAGUGAAUUAUUAACUCUCUGUACAAUAAAUGUGUCAGGAUUUUUUUUUUAUUAACUAGAGACAAACUGUGCAAGCACAUUCAAGUAUUAAAAUGGCCACCAGCUUGUAAACAGAAUAAGAAGUUUCCAAAAUAUUCCCAAAAUAUUUUUGUAACUUGUAAAAUAUAUAAUUAUUUUCUUUUUUUCUCACAGAAAUGUCAAUGUUGAUAAAGCUGAUAUGCUUUAGCUGAUGCAGUUUAUGCUUCAACAUUAGUAUGUUGAAGCAUAGUGCUAUAUGCUGAUAUUCACCCCAAAAGCAUAUUUUAUAAAUAUGCUGAAGUUGAAUAUGCUAAAAUUCUCCAUAAAUUGAGAGUGAAAUCCACCACGAACUACAUCUUUCUCUGGAAAUCAUUAAUUUUUCCUUGGCAUAUAAAGUGUAUUUUUUAGUAACCAUUGAUUCACCAAAAUGCAUGAAGCAUGUAUUAGAAAUGCAGAAAGAUUAGCUGUUCAAAACAAAGAUAGUGGUGUUGUAACAGAAGACUCAGCAUGGGAACUGCAUUUUCAAUACCUGCUCUCUCCUUCACCUCCUAUACCAAAGCAGGACUAUCCUUUCUCUAUUCUUUACAAUUCAUGGUUAAUUUAUAAAAAUAAAAAAAAUUCAGAAGGGACAACCAUUGUACCUUGUAGUGAAGACAAGGAAGUCAAGGCAGCUAUGUCUUAAAAGUGCAUCACUGAAAACACACUAGAGCAAAACAUAUCGCUCAUUUAUGUUUCACAAGCCCGACACAAAGAAAGGAAAUUUCUGUAACUUUACAAUAGUGGCAUUAUUUUAAUUUUUUUUUUUCUGGAGGGGGGGGGGGUAACAAAUUUGCACCAAGUGCCUUAAGUAAUUUGUUGAUAACAUAAAGAGAUUUAAAAAGCUUUUGGUUUCUUUUCCUUUUCUGAAGGUUUUAAAGGGUGACCAGAUUGGAAAGGGCUAUGCAGUCUGUUCCAAAUACAAGUUAAGAGAUUAUAACUCACAGUGAGUUGCGUUUAUGUUGAACUAGCAGCUGUGUCUCUUAUUUUGUGUGAAGAAAUUCUGUUAUAAUGGGAUGUUUAUUCAUCUUUAAGCAUUGUACACAUCGUGUUACGUGUUGGAGUGGCUAUCUACGAUUAGGAUUGGACCAUAUGAAAUAAUUAAUGGGUGAACAACGUUACCUGACAGACAUUGUUAGUUUUGCCAAGGAUCUGUUUAGGGGUGCAUUUGAAGAAAUGGUGAUGGAAAGUGUUAAAAUGACGGAAUUUGUAGGACUGCACACAAGACUGCCAAACAAGUCAUUUGCUGUUUUACUUCACUUCUGAAGCAGCUGGCUUGCAUUAACUUCUUUAGCUUUUAAUAUUUAAACAGUGAAGCUGGACAAGUCAUUCCAAGAGAAGUGUCUUUGUGUUUGUUGUGUCAAUCUGCAUAGUAUUUUGAGCGUUGUCAUCCACUACACUGGGCUCAAGCUGCAGUCAGUCUUCUAGCUCUGAGGUGUUUUCUGUGAGAUUUGUAUGAAUAGAAACACCAGCCUUUUCCCUGCUCAUAUAAUGGAUUCUAAGUGAUGCUGCUACAUUUUUAUUUGAAAGGCAGUAUCAGUGUAUUGCAUCUAAUUGCAUCUAGUGUCUUGCUUUGUGCCACAUGUCCUUAUAAAGUCCUCACUGGCCAUGUAUUGCUUUUGUACAUUUCCCACAACUAUUUGUAAGCUUUUGUUGACAAUAAAAAAAAUGCAGUAUAUAUCAUGUAGCUUUUAAAGUGCUUCUUACAGUGUAUCAACAACAAUCCAUCAUGCUGCUCCCCAAUGUUAUAUUUCAUCUUUAUUAUUAAAGAGGUUUUAAAUGACUUCA